AUGCGGAUCUUCAGCACUUUCUUCCUCUGCGUGGCCGCCACCGCGGUCGCAUCCCCCGACCCAGCUACCGACGUGGAGGACGUUGGUGAUGGUAUCGUCGUUGCGCUGUUCACCGAUGCCAACAACCGCGACAGCAGGGCGGACUUUACGGUGGGCAAGUGGGACUUUGCUGGCUUUGCCGAAUGGCCGAUUCACGAGAUUAAACAGAAAGGCCCCAAGGGCGUCGAGUGCCGAUACACGGGCUCAAAGUCGGGCACGUACACCGUCAGGGGUACUGGAAAAGCCAAGGUCUCGCCUCCGCAGCACAUCAAGAACGUCAAUUGCCACAACCUGUAG
Messenger RNA from Microdochium trichocladiopsis, 336 nucleotides. RefSeq lists its product as uncharacterized. The coding region runs from base 1 to 336 and encodes 111 amino acids. Lineage: Eukaryota; Fungi; Ascomycota; Sordariomycetes; Xylariales; Microdochiaceae. The record is from RefSeq and is a predicted model, not a curated record. The transcript is spliced from 3 exons.